Messenger RNA from Diaporthe citri, 672 nucleotides. RefSeq lists its product as uncharacterized. NCBI's taxonomy places the organism in Eukaryota, Fungi, Ascomycota, Sordariomycetes, Diaporthales, Diaporthaceae. The record is from RefSeq and is a predicted model, not a curated record. Bases 1 to 672 code for a protein of 223 amino acids. Gene Ontology annotation, molecular function: DNA-binding transcription factor activity, RNA polymerase II-specific; RNA polymerase II cis-regulatory region sequence-specific DNA binding. Gene Ontology annotation, cellular component: chromatin. Gene Ontology annotation, biological process: regulation of transcription by RNA polymerase II. The transcript is spliced from 3 exons.
AUGCAUGUCGCUACUGCGACCGCCGCCACAGCCGAAGGCAAGCACAUUCACCAGCGGCCAGACCUCGCCACGCGGCAUGAGAAAACACUUCAUAUCGACCAAUAUGGCCCGCCAGACCGCACACAGCAGCAAAGCCCCCUGACCGGACCACAGACCUUGUCACCGGACUCACCGCCGUCCGGCAGUGCAGCGUCGCCGUCGCAGGUGGUGGGAGAGGUUGAGAGCCAAGCGAGUACGGCGACGACAUCUCAACCUGCCGAGAAUGUUUCAGAGGCCGAGGCAUGGACUGCGCUGCUCGGACUGGAUGGCUUCGACCCCUUUUCCUACGAUGGCUCUCUGAAUGAGUUCACCUUCCUGGCCUCCUCCGCCACUGGGCCCGAAGUCCCCACAGUCCGAAUCUCGGACGCCGUGAUCUCGAGCCUCAGGUCCUCGCUCGGCCCGGAAGACCGCCAGACCCCGACGCCAGCUGCACUACGACUGUUCCUCGGGACCUACUUUGACGUGUUCAACGUGCACAUGCCCCUGCUGCACGCUCCGUCCUUCGAUUUCGACAGCCAGCCCCACGGUCUGCUCCUCGCCAUUCUCCGAGCUUCCGUAUGCGUCAAGGUGGGUACUCCACGGUUGACGGUCAGGGGUCUGGGGAGCUUGCAGUGGCUAGGAGGGGAUGUUUAA